AUGGAUUCUAAUCCAUAUCUAUCUUGCAAUUUUGUUGAUCUUCUUCAAAGUCAACAAGAAUCUUCCAUUGGUUUAGAAUCUUCUUCUAUUCCUCUCUUUGGCACGCAAGCUUCAGAAGGUUCAAACUUCGAACAAGAAAGUCCUGCAGCGCGUACACCAAGAAGGGCGUGGACACCAAUAGACGAUGUCGUUCUCAUAAGCUCGUGGCUAAACACGAGUAAAGACCCCGUGGUCGGGAAUGAGCAACGCUCUGACUCGUUCUGGAAACGCAUAGCAGCGUACUUCUCUGCGAGUCCCAUGCUGGCUGGGUGUGAGAAAAGAGGGUCCACGCAAUGCAAGCAGCGUUGGCACAAACUAAACGAUUUAGUGUGUAAGUUCUGUGGUGCUUACGAGGCCGCUAGUAGAGAGAAGAGUAGUGGGCAAAACGAGAAUGAUGUUCUCAAAGUUGCCCAUGAAAUUUUUUACAACUCGUAUAAGAAGAAGUUCACGCUUAAACACGCGUGGAAAGAGCUCCGCAAUGACCAGAAGUGGUGUGAGCUCUCCACGGUUAUAAAUGACAGAAGCUCCAAAAAAAGAAAAUGUGAAGACGGUUUUGAUUCAGCAUGCUCUCAAGCUGUUGAUGUUGAAGGAACCAUCCGUCCCCUAGGUGUCAAGGCAGCAAAAGCGCGAGGUAAGACGCCGAUGUGUGAUGUGAAGGAGCUCUCUGCCUUGCAAACUAUGUGGAGCAUCAAGGAAAAGGAUUUGGCAAUGAAGGAAAAGGUCUCCAAGAUGAAGCUACUUGAGAGUCUUGUUACAAAACAAGUGCCUCUAGCUGAUUAUGAGGAAGCUUUGAAGAAGAAGCUUGUAAAUGAGUUGAUGUGA
Molecule: messenger RNA, 861 nt
Organism: Brassica oleracea var. oleracea
Lineage: Eukaryota; Viridiplantae; Streptophyta; Magnoliopsida; Brassicales; Brassicaceae
Product: glutathione S-transferase T3-like
Exons: 1
Coding region: 1-861 (286 amino acids)
Source: RefSeq, a predicted model, not a curated record